AUGGCGGCAUAGCUGGUAGAGCAGUUGUAAGACAGCUCAGUAAACCAGCAUUAAACUUACUGUUAAUGAGUACAGUUUGCACUGGAUGCAGUCAGCUUCUUGGUAUUUCAAAAUGUCGCCUGCUACUUUGAUUAGUAUUUCUAAAUUAACGCGUAUAUGUUUGCAUUAAUUUUGCGUCUUAAUUGUGAAGAAUGCAUAUCUAAACAAUCCACAAACAUUAUGACAAAACAUAAACAAUGGUAUUUUAAUUUUCGUUUUCCAUAUUGCAGUGUCAGCGUCAUAUUUAAUGAGCCAAUUGGAAGCUGACUUUUGAGCUGAACAGUUUCACUUUCCUUUUUAAUGGACUAUUUGACUCCUGUGGUUUAUUUUGAAGAAGAACAUGAUGAAUUCCUGUGACAUAAGCUACUACAGAUACUACUAUCCUCGUAAUUUCUUCUCAACUAGCAUGCUGUGUUUCAAGAUCUGUUGGUACAAAUAUCCAUCAGCUGGUUUUUCAGCGAACAAAAAUGAAGGCAAAUGGUGUCUGCAGAAAAUAAGAAAAUAUUUCUUGGAAGGAAUUUUCAAUUAUAGAAUGGCAUUAAGGCUAUGCACAUUACCUUGUAGGCUGUGCACUCCUCCUUAUUUCUUGGACAUGGAUAUCUGCAUUUGGUUCUGCCCUUAUAUGUUCUGUUACAAGAUUUGUCAGUGUCUCGGUAAAUUCCCGGCAGAUUACAAAAAUAAAGUGGAAUCACAAACAAAAAGCGUGGAUGUUUCAUGGGCCACAUGGUGGAUGUAUUUUCCAGCAUUAAGAUUAUCUGGUAUGGGCUACACAAAAAAUUUACAAACUCAGCAGGAACCCCCUGGAAGCUUUGCAGCCAAGGUGAAAUGCUUUAAUGAAGUUUCAGUGAAUUUAGAAGAAGAAAAUGAAGUUUUGAAGAAAGAAAAUGUAAAACUACGCAAUGCAUUUGAUAAAUUAGAAGAAGAAAAUACAGCUUUGAAAAAAGAUGAUAAAACUCACCUUCCCCUAAAGGAGAGAAUGCCAGCGUGGUUAGAAGUUGUUUGCAUUUUUUCAGUGGGAGCCCUGCUGGUCUUCAGUUACAAGAAAGGCAUAUUUAGCAUUAAAGGACAGAGCAACAAUGGUUUAGUAAUUAUUUGGAUUUUACCUACACUUCCUUUGGCUGCCCUCCUGUAUUGCCUAAGAGAGAAAUCAACGGAAAAAAUUACUUACCUGAAAAGAGAAUGUGAUGAACAAAGAAGUCAGAAUGACAAAUUACAAGAAGAAAAGGCUACCUUAAAAAGAGAACUAAAUGAACUGGAACAGGAAUUUGAUUUGCUCGGAGUUGUUCCUGAAAAAGUAUGGAAUAAAAUACGUCAAAUGGAAGCUGGCUUUGUUCUCAACCAUAAUUCAAGACACCCUGACGUUCUUGUGGAUUCUGAUGCAUCUCAAGUGAGAUUUGGGGGAAACACACAGGGGCCAGACAGAUGGUACUGUGUUACAGGAAGUCUGGAGCUAAGUCGGAAUCACUACUGGGAGGUGGAGGUUGGUGAAAAGAGCAGCUGGGCAAUUGGAGUGGUAACCAAAGAAAUCAAAGAGAAGAACAUCAUUCCUGAAAGCACAGAUGAUGAAUUCUGGAUCAUCCGUUUAUGUAGAGGGAAGAAGUUAGAAGCUGUUCAAUCCAGUACUGUCACUGAGUUACAAAAAACUCCAAAGAAAGUCGGGGUGUACCUGAAAGGAAAUCUGUUGUCCUUUUAUGAUGUGGAGACCAGACAACGCAUCCACAACUUUCACAUAGAAUGCUCUGGACCACUGUUUUCUGCCUUCAGUCCAGGUUCUCGUGACAAAGGACCCCUGAUAUUAAAAACAAAAGGUUUCUGCCUGAAGGAAUGAUUAAAGUAUUUUUGUUCCUUUAAAAGAUGUUAGUCAUUAAUCAGCAACCAAUGAAUUUUUUAAUUAAAAUUUGCCAGUAAAUUAAAAAUUGUGAUAAUCCUCUGUUUCCAGUAAGAUGACAGAUUUUCAGUUAUUUAUUCUUUUAAAAUACAAUUAAUUUCAGUAGAUUGUAGCAGCUAAUGUAUAGAUCAAAAUUCUACAACAAUAUGUUGAACUUUUAUCUCUACCAGAGACAUUACUGCUAAACUAUUAACAUAUGAAAGAGUAAUUCUCAAGAUAAAUCAGUCCUUGUAAAAUAGCUUUUGCUAAGCUUUCAUGAAGCAUAAAUGAAAAAAAAGAAUCUUCUUGACAGUAACAUUCACAGACAGAUUGUGGGUUUGCUCUAAACCUUUCCUCGACCUGUGCAAGACAUGAAUCAAUAAAGUUCAAAACUGUA
This is a messenger RNA of Polypterus senegalus (gray bichir), 2303 nucleotides long. RefSeq names its product erythroid membrane-associated protein-like. The transcript has 19 exons. Bases 380 to 1867 code for a protein of 495 amino acids. NCBI's taxonomy places the organism in Eukaryota, Metazoa, Chordata, Cladistia, Polypteriformes, Polypteridae. Gene Ontology annotation, molecular function: protein binding. The record is from RefSeq and is a predicted model, not a curated record.